Molecule: messenger RNA, 333 nt
Organism: Hyaloscypha bicolor E
Lineage: Eukaryota; Fungi; Ascomycota; Leotiomycetes; Helotiales; Hyaloscyphaceae
Exons: 2
Coding region: 1-333 (110 amino acids)
Source: RefSeq, a predicted model, not a curated record
AUGCCCAGAUUUGGGAGAUAUAGCAGGUCUUACAAGGUUGUCACAGUCGUAACACUUGUCGUCGUAGUGCCGGUUCCUGAUGUGUGUGUUGUGAAAGUGGUGGAGCUGCAAGAAAGCCUCACAUUUAGGAGUGACGACCGAGGCAACUGGAUUUCCCGCGGCUGCAGCAGGAGCGAGCGUUGUCGACGUAGUGUAGGCUAUUAUGACCGAAGUCGCGACUUUGCUGAUGACGCUGGUCGUUACUUUCGUGUCUGUGUGGAUUAUGGUCUCUGUGCUGAUCCCGUGUCAGCCACAACACGAGAAAAGACUGUUCGAUUUACACUUGAUGAGUAG